AUCUCCCGCUACACUUUAAUGGAAGAGAAAACAAUUUACAUUGUGACUGGUGGAACAGGUGUACACAAUGCGUCGUAAUUAAUUAACUUUGUUGACGUUUUACUGGAGGAGAAACAUGACCGACAUUGGACGCAGAGUGGCUAUUGGGAUCGACGAAAGUGUAUACGCUGAGCAAGCGUUUGAUUUUUAUGGUGAUAACCUGAGAAGAGAUGAUGAUUAUUUGAUCCUUAUACACACUCCUGAGAGAUUUAACGUGAUGGACGCUAGUGCUUCUGUCCUAGAGGAGAUACUAAAUGAAAUAAAUAUUAAAGUGAGAAAUCUAGAGGAGAAGUACAAGAAAAAGAUGGAAGAGAAAGGAAUGAAAUGUGGAAGAUUCAUCUCGAGGCGUGGGGACCCCGGAGAAUCAAUAGUACAUGUUGCUGAGAGAGAGAAGUGCAACCUAAUCAUAACCGGAAGUAGAGGAAUGGGCCUGGUCAGGCGUACUAUUCUGGGCAGCGUCAGUGACUAUGUUCUCCAUCAUGCUCAUUGUCCUGUUCUUGUUUGUAAAUCUCCAGGGAAGCCACAUAAGUGAUGGGAACAUUCAUAUACUGCUAAGUCGUAACCACAUUAGUGAUGGGAACAUUCAUACACUGCUAAGUUGUAAAUAUUAAGAUUUACAUAGACCUAACUCACUACUGUAUAUGCCAGGGAAAAUAUAAUGACUGUGUUAUAUAAUUAUUAUAUAUGUAUUUACUGUGACACGUAUGCAGUCUCAUUAUCCAUGUGGAUUUUUUUCUUCAUAUAAAUGUAACCUUAUGAUUUAAGAAUAAACUUGGAAAGUAAUGGGAAAA
This is a messenger RNA of Ostrea edulis (European flat oyster), 830 nucleotides long. RefSeq names its product universal stress protein YxiE-like. The record is from RefSeq and is a predicted model, not a curated record. The transcript is spliced from 4 exons. Lineage: Eukaryota; Metazoa; Mollusca; Bivalvia; Ostreida; Ostreidae. Bases 116 to 571 code for a protein of 151 amino acids.